GCCGGAAAAACAACAGUAGAAGAAGAGUCGUCAGGUUCCGUUUACAGUCCAGUGUGGCUAUGUUAACGCUGGCAAAAUAACACUAAUGAUUGUUUACAUAGUUGGAUAUUUUCCAUUAUUAAUAACUCGGCAUGGGAAAGAGAGACAAUCGAGUGGCUUAUAUUAACCCCAUUGCUGCAGCACGAGCCAGAGGACCGUCACAGAAUGCCGGACCAUCAAUACAGGAUUACUUAAGCAGACCUCGACCAACAUGGGAGGAGUUAAAGGAGCAGCUGGAGAAGAAGAAGAAGGGCUCUCGGGCCCUGGCUGACUUUGAGGACAAAAUGAACGAUAAAUGGAGGAAAGAACUGGCCAAGAACAGAGAGAAGAUGUUAGGUGGGAGUGAAAAAGACAAAGAGAAAGACAAAAAGAUUACAGACAAGGAAAAGGAGGAGAAGAAAGAAAAAAAGGAGAAAAAGAAGAAAGAGAAGAAGAAAUCCAGCAGGCAUUCUUCGUCUUCCUCCUCCUCAUCGAGUUCUGAUUCCUCCAGCAGCUCCUCCUCAGAAUCUGAAGAAGAGGAAGAAAAGAAGAGUAUCAAGAAAAAGAGGAAGCGAAAGAAGUCAUCGGUCAGGAGAGCAUCAGACGGCUCAGAUGAAGAAUCUGAUGCUGACAGCAAGAAGAAGAAGAAAAGAAUCAAGGAAGAAGUCGACAAAGACAAGGACGACAAGUUCCGUAAAAGAAAAAAGAAGGCUGAGCGAAGUUAUAAAGACUCAUCAUCUGAGUCCACUGCAGACUCUGAGGGGGAAGAGGUAGCUGAAGCUAAGAAGAAAAAGAGAAGUAGCGAGGAAAAGGAGAAAAUAACAGACAAAUCCAAGAAGAAGAGGAAAAAGAAGCACAAGAAGCAUGGCAGAAAAAAGAAAAAGAAGGCAGCAUCACAUUCAGACUCUGAGCUCGACUAACCACCGUAGCUUUACGGUUGUCUCAUCGUCCUGACAGUCACAAGUAGUGUUCUUUUUUUUUUGCCUUUUGACUUUAAAAAUCUCCUUCCAUCCAGCCUGAAACCGACACACUCGCAAUGCUGGAGUUCUGUGAGUGAAGUUACAAACGGGCAUGGAGGCCGCCCCUCAAAAGUGGCAACUACUGGUACAUAUCUUCUGUUGAUUUUUACCUCGAGGCUUUUUUGUAGAUGAUUGUUCUUCGAGUUUCACUCAACUUCAGGACUGAAAUGUAUUUCACUGUUUUUUUCACCCCCUGCUUAUCUUGGAGAUUUCAGUUUGACCAGCACUUCCUUUCUACCCUCGGUAUGCUGGCCCUCUCGCUCUCUCUCUCUUUCUGGUGACUCUGCUUCACACCCGACAGCUUGCAUUUCUAGUUGCCAGAUGAAGCUGUUAAGCUCGUACCUGCGUCAUGCAUGUAGACCUGAUGAUCGGAUGUCUCACCAGCCUCAUAUUGAAGCUGGAUGUAUGAUGAAUAAAUGUGAGCUUCACAGUCGACCGUUACACAAAGGAGAACUGCUCAGUUAGAAGAAUGACUACACUGCAGUGUAAAUGUGUAAACAAUGGGAGUUCAUGAAUAAAGUAUUGUUUGAGCCUUUUA
This is a messenger RNA of Labrus mixtus (cuckoo wrasse), 1575 nucleotides long. It is a transcript of the gene fam133b, whose product is annotated as family with sequence similarity 133 member B. The record is from RefSeq and is a predicted model, not a curated record. Bases 132 to 938 code for a protein of 268 amino acids. The transcript is spliced from 11 exons. NCBI's taxonomy places the organism in Eukaryota, Metazoa, Chordata, Actinopteri, Labriformes, Labridae.